Nelumbo nucifera (sacred lotus) is the source of this 1984-nucleotide messenger RNA. Its product is annotated as beta-glucosidase 11-like. NCBI's taxonomy places the organism in Eukaryota, Viridiplantae, Streptophyta, Magnoliopsida, Proteales, Nelumbonaceae. Gene Ontology annotation, molecular function: beta-glucosidase activity. The record is from RefSeq and is a predicted model, not a curated record. Gene Ontology annotation, biological process: carbohydrate metabolic process.
CCCUACAUCUAGAUAGGCGAUUUGUACUGCAUUGAAUUCCAUUUAUCCACGUCUGGUGCUGAGACUGAGAGAGAGAGAGUAUUACAAUAAGAAAGAAGAGUAAGAAGAACAGAGCAGCGAUGAGAAUCCUCUCUUCAUCUCUAUUUCUUUUGCUAAAUUUAGCGUUAGCGGUGGCUUCCCUAUCGGACCAAACCUCCGCCAGAUUUAGCAGAGAUGAUUUCCCAUCUCACUUUGUUUUCGGUGCUGGAACAUCUGCUUAUCAGGUUGAAGGCGCCGCACUUGAGGAGGGAAGAACUCCGAGCAUUUGGGAUACAUUCGCACACUCUGGGAAGAUGAAGGACAAAAACAAUGGGGAUAUAGCUUGUGAUGGUUACCACAAAUACAAGGAAGAUGUCCAACUCAUGGUAGAUACUGGCUUGGAUGCUUAUAGGUUCUCCAUCUCAUGGUCAAGGCUUAUUCCAAAUGGAAGAGGAAUUGUCAAUCCAAGGGGUUUACAAUAUUACAACAGUCUCAUAAAUGAACUUAUCAGAAACGGAAUUCAGCCACAUGUUACACUGUUCCAUUAUGAUCUCCCUCAGACGCUUGAAGAUGAGUAUGGUGGAUGGCUUAGCCAAAAGAUUGUGAAUGACUUCACUGCUUAUGCAGAUGUGUGCUUCAGAGAGUUUGGCGAUAGAGUGUCUCAUUGGACUACUUUGAAUGAGCCCAAUGUCUUUGUCUUGGGAGGUUAUGACAUUGGAAUGUUUGCACCUGGGCGUUGUUCUUCACCUUUUGGAUUUAACUGCACAAUUGGCAAUUCAACUACAGAGCCAUACAUUGUUACACAUAACAUCUUGCUUGCACAUGCAUCAGCUGCAAGAUUAUAUAAAGAUAAGUAUCAGGGCAAGCAACAUGGACUUAUAGGCUUGAAUGUCUUUGUUUACUGGUUUAUUCCUUUUACAAACACAACUGAAGAUAAAGCUGCAACCCAAAGGGCUAAUGACUUCUAUGUUGGGUGGUACAUUGACCCCUUAUUUUUUGGAGACUACCCAGCAACCGUGAAGAAGAUUGCUGGCUCGAGGAUCCCUUCUUUCACUCCAAAUCAAUCGAAACAAAUUAAGGGAUCAUAUGACUUCAUUGGACUGAAUCACUACAACACAUUGUAUGUCAAGGAUGACUCAGAAAGCUUCAAUGUUGAUCAAAGAGAUGUUAUAAAAGACAUGGCCGUGAAGCUUAAAGCUAACUUUGAUGGAGUUCCCCCGGGCGAGUUCCCCAUUGAUCCAUCCGGUCUACAAGGUGUGCUGGAGUAUUUCAAGCAAGUUUAUGACAACCCUCCUAUCUACAUUCAUGAAAAUGGUCAAAGGACGUUUCAUAAUGCAUCAUUGAAUGAUACAUCAAGGGUGAAAUACUUGGACAGUUUCCUUGGCUGUUUGCUACAGGCAGUGAGAGAUGGAUCAAAUACCAGGGGAUACUUUGUGUGGUCUUUCUUGGACUUAUUUGAACUGAUGGACGGCUAUGAGUCGAGCUAUGGCCUCUAUUAUGUGAAUCUGAAAGAUCAAGAUUUGAAGAGAUAUCCUAAGCUCUCUGCACACUGGUACUCCAAUUUUCUCAAGGGAAGAAGCAUCAAUACUAAUAGGAUUGUUGAGCUAGAUGGCAAUUACUCCUCUUCUCAAUCUCCAACUCCCCAUAUUUCUCAGUAAUUAGGCUCUUAAUUCUUGGGGUAGGUAACUGAAAAGAAAAGAAACUAGGGAGUUUUAUGUGGCCUAUUUGUUAGGGCAAUAGUGCAAAGCCAAAUAAGUUAUACGGUUUGAUUAUUUGAACAAGCUCAUCAGCAACACCUUUUCAAAUUUUAAUUCUGACGAUUAUGAGGAUCUCUCUCUCUCUCGUUUGUGGGGAAGAAACAAAAUGAAGUUUACACACUUUCAAGUGCUUUCCCAAUGUACCUAGGCGUUUAUUUGGGGCUUCUUUUAAGUGUCUAUUUUGUCAAUGAUUCCAAUUUGGAGUUAAG